UUUUAAGCCUUUCACGUCUAAUGUUAUGCAUGGACAGUGGAAUAUCGAAGAACUGCAUACACGCUUCGAAAAAAGGCAGGCCAACCAACCGCCUCCAUUAUCUUGAUUGAUCUGUUUCUAAACAUGAGAUAAGACGGUGAAGAAUCAAUUUUUCAAUGUGGUGCAGAAGACUUUUCUCCCUCGUGGUGUGUUUUCUAAUUGUCAUGUAAAACAUUCUUUUUUCCCUGCUUUAUAAUAUUCUGUGUUUUUGUACGUGUAAUUUUUACGAUUCAACAAUCCAUAUGUAACAAACAUCAUACCUAAAUCGACACUUAUAGAAGCUUUAGCAUUGUUGCCUGAUGCUUCGGAUGCUGAAAUCAUUCCACCUGUUUCCCCAGUGGUACCACCACCAUUAAGCAUCUACAAAGUUUACGAUCGUUUUUAACAGACGGAUCACAGGUGGCACAAGAUCAAUUUACACAAGGAUAAGAAGAGUGGGCGGAUAUUAAGGUACAUGAGAUGUGCCGACCGCUUAAAGGAACUUGUGCAGUGUCAGGGUACCGGAGUCAAAUUUGAAGAUGAAACUACUGUGACCAUACGUAAUCCACAUGCAAAUUGUUGUUCAUUCAAUAUCGAUGCAGCUCGGUAGCGAACUUCACUGGCUAAAGAGAGUGCAUGAACUUCGGAUGAUGCGUAUCGCACAUUCGACGCGCCAAAGAAAGGUGGCGAGUGAAAAUGGCCCGUAGCUAGGAGUAUUCAAUUUAGAAUUUCUACAAGUGGAUAGGAACGCAUGGGCUGAAAAAGUAUGUAAAAGAGUAUCCCUCAUUGGGGAAAUUUUACAGAAAAGUUAAGAACCUGCCUCUCUUACCUGCUAUCGAUAUUGAGGGUAUUUUCGAAUAUCUCGUUCAAACGUUGGAAUCUGAUGAGCCUGUCCCUCUUUUAAACGACAGGACUAACACAACAACUCUGGUAGAAUUGAUGGACGGUUUCAUAAAUUACUAUCGGACAACGUGGAUUGAAAAAGUAACUCCGAAUGAUUAUUCCGUUUACCUAGAAGAGAAACGAACAAAUAAUGACUUGGAGAGGAACAACCGAACCUGGCAUGAGAUAGCAGGCAACCGUCCACGUCUAAUUGUGUUCCUAGACUCUAUUGUAAACAUGAUGCAGAAAGUGCACAUGGAUUAUAAUGAGCGUCGAGAAGUCGGAAUCGUUAGACGUCGACCUUCUUCCGAAGAAGAAGUAAGAGCGAAGUUUCUUCUCAGAGGAUGGGCCACGAUUCACGGCUUGAACGACUCGGUUUCAGUGAGGCAUCGGCAGCAAGUUCUCAUGGAGUUUCUUGAGACCUCAGUGAAUAUCACUAAUGAUUUUCACAUGCGUGUGGAGUAUCUGGCAACUGGAGAGGAACCAUAACCCAGGAAACCAGGGCUUCAAGAGACGUGCGCCAUAAUAAGGCGAAAGGAACGGAGAGACAGAUUAAUUGCCAUGCGAGACACACAUUUGAAAUGUCCUAUCUGC
Messenger RNA from Belonocnema kinseyi, 1494 nucleotides. RefSeq lists its product as uncharacterized. The transcript is spliced from 6 exons. Bases 958 to 1389 code for a protein of 143 amino acids. The record is from RefSeq and is a predicted model, not a curated record. Lineage: Eukaryota; Metazoa; Arthropoda; Insecta; Hymenoptera; Cynipidae.